UGUUAUGAAUGUGUGCGUACAACAGACAGCAAAGAUCUACUGUGAUGUGACGUUUUAUCCUUUUUUCGCCUGUUCGUCGGAUCUCGCAGAAAAUGUUUGACUGGUAAAAUUAGUGUUAGGAAUUGAAUAUAGGACUUCAUUCCCCUUUCUAAAAUUUGGAACUGUGAGGCAUCCUGAAACUGCCGUAGGGAAACCUCCGACUUGUAUACCACAUCCAAAAUGGAGAAUUUUGAAACCUGUUUCCAUUCGGAUUCUGCUCUUCAUACAACCGAAUUGUAUGAGUUUGGUACGGAGCUAAGCGAUCUGACGGCGGUCUUCCAGGGAUUGUCGUUUGAUCUCGACGGGAUGGUGCGAGAAAUGUUUGAGAAAAACAAUCGUGAUAUCGACACCAUCCAGCAGGAGUUCAUCCGAAACGGCAUUGAUUCGUCUGUGACGGAGAGCCUCACCACGAAACGAUUUCCUCCACCUGGCUUUGGGCUUCCGAAAUGGCCCUUGCGUGACUCCAAGUGUGAUAACAAAUUGGCCGAUUUAAGUCCCGAAAAUCAAACGGAAGACAGAGCCGGAAAAACUUCGUCUAGAAGCGUAUCGCAAUCAGGAAGACGAAAACGGUGUAAGGAAAACGAGGACUACUGCGUUUUCUGCUACAACAACCACGAAGAACAGGAGACAUAUCUGGGACACUCAUGCCGCGAUGAAGAUGGUUUCGUCAUAUGUCCGAAACUGCGGAAAUAUGUGUGCCCGUACUGUCAGGCCACGGGAAGCAACGCACACACCAAGAAGUAUUGUCCGCAGAAGCCUAUAAUCACCCCGGACGACCUACAACAUAUGAUACUUCCGAUCGAUGGUGCAGCAGCAUCUUCCAAACGCAGUUGGGCGAGCCGAGGCAAAAAGUCUCUUCGUUUCUAAACUGUUUUUCAUGUUUUUUUUUUUAUUAAUUGUUUCUGAUAGUUUCAGAAUUCAAAGUCAACCGGUUUUAUUGUGUAAGGUUAUUCUUUUAUGACCGUUCUGUAUUGAAAAAUAACUGAACGGAAAAACUUUUGCUUACUCGAAAAAGAUGUUAAUACAAACAGCCAUCGUGAUGAUCCUGUGUUCAGAAAUAUUGAAACCGUAUUACGAUAUCUGAUGUUUAUCGUUUUCUUUUUUUUAUAUAUAUUUGAUUACAAACAAUGUUUUGCUAUAUAAAGAGGAAAAAUAAUAAUUAUUCCUUUUCAGAGAUAAAUAAAAACAGUUCGAUCUCAUUUUUA
Messenger RNA from Armigeres subalbatus, 1244 nucleotides. RefSeq lists its product as uncharacterized. Gene Ontology annotation, cellular component: perinuclear region of cytoplasm. The transcript has 3 exons. Lineage: Eukaryota; Metazoa; Arthropoda; Insecta; Diptera; Culicidae. The record is from RefSeq and is a predicted model, not a curated record. Gene Ontology annotation, molecular function: zinc ion binding; mRNA binding. Gene Ontology annotation, biological process: negative regulation of translation; oogenesis. Bases 220 to 906 code for a protein of 228 amino acids.